Diatraea saccharalis (sugarcane borer) is the source of this 9159-nucleotide messenger RNA. Lineage: Eukaryota; Metazoa; Arthropoda; Insecta; Lepidoptera; Crambidae. The record is from the annotation of a GenBank genome assembly.
AGUCGCGUCAGCCGCUACCACUCUGAACUGACGGUGCGCGAGAGUCGUAUGCGAAUCAUAAGUGCAAAGUGAGACUUGGGUGUCGUGGAAUUUCCUUUUUUUCGUGAGCAAGGGCCCCAUGAAGCGGCUGUCAUGCACAUAGCGGCACUGAUCGCACUCGUGCAGCUGUCGCUAGCUACAGCUGUUUCAGAUGGCGCAUACUCCCUCACAGCUGCGGAGUUGAACCGUCAACUCUCCAGCAAUGACCUCUCUAUCUUCUACGAGGCCAGCAACGAAGACACAGGCGUCACCUUCAUGAGAGGUUCCAGGGCAGCUGACUCUCCACUCUCACCCGAUAUUGACGUACAGUGCUCGGCCGACUUCAUCGAUGUCACCGUAGACUUCCCUGAUGUGUACGAUGGUAUUAUUUACAGCAAGGGAUUCUUGAACGAUCCGAAUUGCAAAUAUGUUUCCCUCGGAGGCAGUCAAUCCCGGUAUUCAUUCCGAGUACCCCUCAAAGGUUGCGGUUCCAGACCCCUGUGUAAUGCUUGUGGCACUAUAGACAAUGUGCUAGUCUUCCAGGCUGACGAUUUCGUUCAAGGUCCCCUGGACUUUGCCAGAAAGGUUUCUUGUGUGAGCACAUCUCUUGAAGUAUCAGCCGGUGUUGGCGCCAGGGAAGAAACUCAUACUCUCAAGCUUAAACCUUUUAUGGUGGACAUGCUCGACGUUGUUGCAGUCCAAGGCCCCGCUGGCGGAGUUGAAUGUUGGAUGGAUAUACAGAAAGGAGUUUUCCCUAACACAACUCCACUAAAGGAUUCUAUCAAGAUUGGAGAAUAUCUAACAAUAUUGGUGUACUUGAAAGACAUUAGGAAUCAGUUCAGCUUGAAGAUACAUGACUGUUGGGCAUACGAUAAUGAGAACUACGACAACCCUAAAACUAAUAAGAUUCAGCUUACAGAUAAAGAAGGAUGCCCCAAAAAGAAAAAGUUUAUCGACUUAUUCCAAAAAACAACGAAUACUGGCAAAAGUGGAGCUACAAUAAUCGCUUACAGCAAAGUCAGCGCGUUCCGUUUCCCUGAAACUGACCAAGUAUAUUUGACUUGCAAUGUCGAACUGUGCACAAAUAACUGUGACGCCAAUUGUGAAGGAAUAACACAGGAAAUAUCGACCACUAUUACACCACAACUCUGUUACCCUGGCUCUAACGACCCACGCUGCCGUCAAACAACAGUUCCUCAGAUUAAAUGCUAUCCAGGUUCAAACGAUCCGAGAUGUCCAAGAGUUGAACAACCGACAACACCAGCCGCUCCGAACUGCUAUCCAGGCAGCACUGAUCCAAGAUGUCCGAAGCCCACAACGCCAGCUGGUCCUAACUGCUACCCAGGCAGCACUGAUCCAAGAUGUCCGAAACCCACAACGCCAGCUGGUCCUAACUGCUACCCAGGCAGCACUGAUCCAAGAUGUCCGAGACCCUCUACGCCAGCUGGUCCUAACUGCUACCCAGGCAGCACUGAUCCAAGAUGUCCGAAACCCACAACGCCAGCUGGUCCUAACUGCUACCCAGGCAGCACUGAUCCAAGAUGUCCGAGACCCACUACGCCAGCUGGUCCUAACUGCUACCCAGGCAGCACUGAUCCAAGAUGUCCCAGACCCACUACGCCAGCUGGUCCUAACUGCUACCCAGGCAGCACUGAUCCAAGAUGUCCGAAGCCCACAACGCCAGCUGGUCCUAACUGCUACCCAGGCAGCACUGAUCCAAGAUGUCCGAGACCCACAACGCCAGCUGGUCCUAACUGCUACCCAGGAAGCACUGAUCCAAGAUGUCCGCAACCCACAACGCCAGCUGGUCCUUACUGCUACCCAGGAAGUACUGAUCCAAGAUGUCCGCGACCCACAACGCCAGCUGGUUCUAACUGCUACCCAGGCAGCACUGAUCCAAGAUGUCCGAGACCCACUACGCCAGCUGGUCCUAACUGCUACCCAGGCAGCACUGAUCCAAGAUGUCCGAAGCCCACAACGCCAGCUGGUCCUAACUGCUACCCAGGCAGCACUGAUCCAAGAUGUCCGAGACCCACAACUCCAGCUGGUCCUAACUGCUACCCAGGAAGCACUGAUCCAAGAUGUCCGCAACCCACAACGCCAGCUGGUCUUAACUGCUACCCAGGAAGUACUGAUCCAAGAUGUCCGCGACCCACAACGCCAGCUGGUCCUAACUGCUACCCAGGCAGCACUGAUCCAAGAUGUCCAAAACCCACAACGCCAGCUAGUCCUAAUUGCUACCCAGGCAGUACUGAUCCAAGAUGUCCAAGGCCCACAUCGCCAGCUGGUCCUAAGUGCUACCCAGGCAGCACUGACUCAAGAUGUCCUAGACCCACUACGCCACCUGGUCCAAACUGCUACCCAGGCAGUACUGAUCCAGGAUGCCCUCAACCAACAACUUCUAAACCUGCAUGCUAUCCUGGUUCCCCUGACAAGAACUGUCCACAGCCUUCAAAACCAACGACAAUAACACCACCUACGUAUUUACCACCAUCAACCACCGAAUUUAAAUGUUACCCUGGAAGCACCGACCAACGUUGCCCUCAAAUUACUACACCUUCAACUCCCGCUUGUUACCCAGGCAGCACUGAUCCACGUUGUCCUAAACCAACAACACCUGCAUCUCCAAACUGUUAUCCAGGUAGCACAGAUCCUCGAUGCCCAAAACCAACCACUCCUGCCCCUGCCAAUUGCUAUCCUGGAAACACUGACCCACGUUGUCCACGACCAACUAGUCCAAAACCAGUGUGUUACCCAGGAUCCCCUGACCCGAGUUGUCCUCAACCGUCUAGACCAACAACUUUAACCCCACCCACGUAUCUUCCACCAUCUACUGCUACUCCGAAAUGUUACCCAGAUAGCACUGAUCCUCGGUGCCCAAAACCCACUACACCGGCUCCUCCUAACUGCUAUCCAGGAACUAACGACCCUCGUUGCCCAAGACCAACUACGCCCUCUGCUCCCAAAUGUUACCCUGGCAGCACAGACCCUCGAUGCCCGAAACCCACUACUCCUGCUCCUCCCAACUGUUAUCCAGGUAGCACAGACCCUCGGUGUCCAAAACCCACAACACCUGCUCCUCCAAAUUGUUAUCCCGGAAGUAAUGAUCCUCGCUGCCCAAGACCAACUACACCCGCUGCUCCUAGAUGUUACCCUGGCAGCACAGACCCUCGAUGCCCGAAACCCACUACUCCUGCUCCUCCCGACUGUUAUCCAGGUAGCACAGACCCUCGGUGCCCAAAACCCACUACACAUGCUCCUCCCAAUUGUUACCCAGGCAGCACUGAUCCACGUUGCCCUAAGCCAACAACAACUGCACCUCCAAACUGUUAUCCAGGUAGCACAGAUCCUCGAUGCCCAAAACCCACUACACCGGCUCCUCCUAACUGUUAUUCAGGUAGCACAGAUCCACGAUGCCCAAAGCCUACAACACCUGCACCACCCAACUGUUAUCCAGGAAGUAAUGACCCUCGCUGCACAAGACCAACUACACCCGCUGCUCCUAGAUGUUACCCUGGCAGCACAGACCCUCGUUGUCCAAAGCCAACCACAUCUGCCGCUCCCAAUUGUUACCCAGGUAGCACAGAUCUUAGGUGCCCAAAACCAUCUACGCCUGCGCCACCUAACUGCUAUCCAGGAAAUAAUGACCCUCGCUGCCCAAGACCAACUACGCCCGCUGCUCCCAAAUGUUACCCUGGCAGCACAGAUCCUCGGUGCCCAAAACCUACCACUCCUGCCCCUGCGGAUUGCUAUCCUGGAAACACUGACCCACGUUGUCCACGACCAACUAGUCCAAAACCAGUUUGUUAUCCAGGAUCCCCCGACCCGAGCUGUCCUCAACCGUCUAGACCAACAACUUUAACCCCACCCACAUAUCUUCCUCCAUCUACUGCUACUCCAAAAUGUUACCCUGGCAGCACCGACCCUAGAUGCCCAAAACCCACUACUCCUGCUCCUCCCAACUGUUAUCCAGGUAGCACAGACCCUCGGUGUCCAAAACCCACAACACCUGCUCCUCCAAAUUGUUAUCCCGGAAGUAAUGAUCCUCGCUGCCCAAGACCAACUACGCCCGCUGCUCCCAAAUGUUACCCUGGUAGCACCGACCCUAGAUGCCCAAAACCCACUACUCCUGCUCCUCCCAACUGUUAUCAAGGUAGCACAGAUCCACGUUGCCCAAAACCCACUACCCCAGCCCCUCCCAACUGUUAUCCAGGAAAUAAUGAUCCUCGCUGCCCAAAACCAACUACGCCCGCUGCCCCUAAAUGUUACCCUGGCAGCACAGACCCUCGGUGUCCAAAACCCACUACCCCAGUCCCUCCCAACUGUUAUCCAGGAAACAAUGAUCCUCGCUGCCCGAAACCGACUACUCCUGCUGCCCCUAAAUGUUACCCUGGAAGCACAGACCCUCUGUGCCCAAAACCCACAACACCUGCCCCUCCAAACUGUUAUCCAGGGAACAAUGAUCCUCGUUGCCCAAGACCAACCACACCGGCCUCUCUCAACUGCUAUCCUGGAAAUCCUGACCCGCGUUGUCCACGACCAACUUCUCCAAAACCAGUGUGUUACCCAGGCUCCCCCGAUCCAAGCUGUCCUCAACCAACUAGACCAACUACUUUAACCCCACCCACGUAUCUUCCACCAUCUACUGUUACUCCAAAAUGUUACCCGGGCAGUACCGAUGCUCGUUGUCCAAAACCAACUACACCAGAAUCUCCUAACUGCUAUCCAGGAACUAAAGACCCACGCUGCCCAAGACCAACUACUCCUGCCCCUCCCAAGUGCUAUCCAGGUAGCACAGAUCCUAGGUGCCCAAAACCAACAACACCUGCGCCUCCUAACUGCUAUCCAGGUAAUAAUGAUCCUCGCUGCCCAAGACCAACUACGCCCGCUGCUCCCAAAUGUUACCCUGGCAGCACCGACCCUAGAUGCCCAAAACCCACUACACCUGCUCCUCCCAACUGUUAUCCAGGUAGCACAGACCCUCGGUGUCCAAAACCCACAACCCCUACGCCUCCUAAUUGCUAUCCAGGUAAUAAUGAUCCUCGCUGCCCAAGACCAACUACGCCUGCUGCUCCCAAAUGUUACCCUGGCAGCACCGACCCUAGAUGCCCAAAAGCCAGUACUCCUGCUCCUCCCAACUGUUAUCCAGGUAGCACAGACCCUCGGUGUCCAAAACCCACAACACCUGCUCCUCCAAAUUGUUAUCCGGGAAAUAAUGACCCUCGUUGCCCAAGACCGACAACGCCAGCACAACCUAAAUGUUACCCAGGAAGUACAGAUCCGCGGUGUCCCAAACCGACCACGCCUGCUCCUCCUAAAUGUUAUCCAGGUAAUACUGAUCCGCGUUGUCCACGUCCAACGAGUCCAAAACCAGUAUGUUACCCAGGCUCCCCUGACCCGAGCUGUCCUCAGCCAACUAGACCAACAACUUUAACCCCACCCACGUAUCUUCCACCAUCUACUGCUACCCCAAAAUGUUACCCGGGCAGUACCGAUCCUCGUUGCCCCAAACCAACUACACCAGCACCUCCUAAUUGUUACCCAGGAACGAAUGAUCCUCGCUGCCCAAAACCAACCACUCCUGCCCCUCCUAACUGUUAUCCAGGAAAUAAUGAUCCUCGCUGCCCAAAACCAACCACUCCUGCCCCUCCUAAGUGUUAUCCAGGUAGCACAGAUCCUCGGUGUCCAAAACCAACAACACCUGCACCACCUAACUGCUAUCCGGGAAAUAAUGAUCCUCGUUGCCCAAGACCGACUACUCCAGCACAACCUAAAUGUUACCCAGGAAGUACAGAUCUGCGUUGUCCCAAACCAACCACUCCUGCCCCUCCUAACUGUUAUCCAGGUAGCACAGAUCCAAGGUGCCCUAAACCAACAACACCUGCACCACCUAACUGCUAUCCGGGAAAUAAUGAUCCUCGUUGUCCAAGACCGACUACUCCAGCACAACCUAAAUGUUACCCAGGAAGUACAGAUCCACGGUGUCCCAAACCAACCACACCUGCUCCUCCUAAAUGUUAUCCAGGUAAUAAUGACCCGCGAUGUCCACGUCCAACGAGUCCAAAACCAGUAUGUUACCCAGGCUCCCCUGACCCGAGCUGUCCUCAACCACCUAGACCAACAACUUUAACUCCACCCACAUAUCUCCCACCGACUACUGCUGCUCCCAAAUGUUACCCUGGCAGCACAGACCCUCGUUGCCCAAAACCUACUACUCCUGCCCCUCCCAACUGUUAUCCGGGAAAUAAUGAUUCUCGUUGCCCAAAGCCAACCACUCCUGCCCCUCCUAACUGCUAUCCAGGAACUAACGACCCUCGUUGCCCAAGACCAACUACGCCCUCUGCUCCCAAAUGUUACCCUGGCAGCACCGACCCUAGAUGCCCAAAACCCACUACUCCUGCUCCUCCCAACUGUUAUCCAGAUAGCACAGACCCUCGGUGUCCAAAACCCACAACACCUGCUCCUCCAAAUUGUUAUCCCGGAAGUAAUGAUCCUCGCUGCCCAAGACCAACAACACCUGCCCCUCCAAUCUGUUAUCCAGGUAGCGCAGACCCUCGGUGUCCAAAACCCACAACACCUGCUCCUCCAAAUUGUUAUCCGGGAAAUAAUGACCCUCGUUGCCCAAGACCGACAACGCCAGCACAACCUAAAUGUUACCCAGGAAGUACAGAUCCGCGGUGUCCCAAACCGACCACGCCUGCUACUCCUAAAUGUUAUCCAGGUAAUACUGAUCCGCGUUGUCCACGUCCAACGAGUCCAAAACCAGUAUGUUACCCAGGCUCCCCUGACCCGAGCUGUCCUCAGCCAACUAGACCAACUACUUUAACCCCACCCACGUAUCUUCCACCAUCUACUGCUACUCCAAAAUGUUACCCCGGCAGUACCGAUCCUCGUUGUCCCAAACCAACUACACCGGCACCUCCUAAUUGUUACCCAGGAACAAAUGAUCCUCGCUGCCCAAAACCAACCACUCCUGCCUCUCCUAACUGUUAUCCAGGCAGUACAGAUCCUAGGUGCCCUAAACCAACAACACCUGCACCGCCUAACUGUUAUCCAGGAAAUAAGGAUCCACGCUGCCCAAGACCAACUACGCCCACUGCUCCCAAAUGUUACCCUGGCAGCACCGAUCCUAGAUGCCCAAAACCCACUACUCCUGCUCCUCCCAACUGUUAUCCAGGUAGCACAGAUCCACGUUGCCCAAAACCCACUACCCCAGCCCCUCCCAACUGUUAUCCAGGUAGCACAGAUCUUAGGUGCCCAAAACCAACUUCGCCUGCGCCACCUAACUGCUAUCCAGGAAAUAAUGACCCUCGCUGUCCAAGACCAACUACACCCGCUGCUCCCAAAUGUUACCCUGGCAGCACAGAUCCUCGGUGCCCAAAACCUACAACACCUGCCCCUGCAAAGUGUUAUCCAGGUAGCACAGAUCCACGUUGCCCUAAACCUACUACUCCUGCACCUCCCAACUGUUAUCCUGGAAAUACAGAUCCACGUUGCCCACGACCUUCCAGUCCAAAACCAGUGUGUUACCCGGGAUCUCCCGAUCCAAGCUGUCCUCAACCAUCUAGACCAACAACUCUAACCCCACCUACGUAUCUUCCACCAUCUACAGCAACCCCAAAAUGCUACCCAGGUAGUACUGAUCCACGCUGUCCUAGACCCACUACCGAGUCACCACCGAGAUGUUAUCCUGGAUCAGCUGAUUCUAGAUGUCCGAAACCCACUACCGAAGCACCACUAAGAUGUUAUCCUGGUUCAACUGAUCCUAGAUGUCCGCAGCCCACUACCCAAGCUCCUCCAAAUUGCUUUCAUGGAAGCAAUGAUCCACGCUGUCCCCGACCCACUACCGAAGCACCACUAAGAUGUUAUCCUGGUUCAACUGAUCCUAGAUGUCCAAAACCCACUACACAAGCUCCUCCUAAUUGCUACCCAGGAAGCAGUGACCCACGCUGUCCCCGACCCACUACCGAAACACCACUUAGAUGUUAUCCUGGUUCAACUGAUCCUAGAUGUCCAAAGCCCACUACACAAGCUCCUCCUAAUUGCUACCCAGGAAACAGUGACCCACGCUGUCCCCGACCCACUACCGAAGCACCACUAAGAUGUUAUCCUGGUUCAACUGAUCCUAGAUGUCCGAAACCCACUACACAAACUCCUCCUAAUUGCUACCCAGGAAACAGUGACCCAAGAUGCCCCAAACCCACUACCGAUGCACCACCGAGAUGUUAUACUGGUUCAACUGAUCCUAGGUGUCCCAAGCCAACAACCACGAGACCGGUGUGUUACCCUGGUUCUGCUGAUCCAAAAUGCCCUCAACCAUCAAGACCAACAACUUUGAAUCCGCCAACUUACUUACCACCAUCAACAGGUACUCCUAAAUGUUAUCCCGGCUCAACUGAUCCUCGUUGCCUCAAGCUAACAACUGAAAGUUCACUGAAGUGUUACCCAGGGUCAAAUGAUCCCAGAUGUCCUAAACCCACUACAGAAGCACCUUUGAGAUGUUAUCCAGGAUCUAGUGAUGCUAGAUGUCCAAAGCCAACAACUGAAGAGCCUUUGAGAUGCUUCCCAGGUUCAACUGAUCCCAGAUGUCCAAAGCCUACGACCGUAGCUCCUCCAAGAUGUUAUCCUGGAUCAAAUGAUCCCAGAUGUCCAAGGCCGACAACCGAAGCGCCUUUAAGAUGCUACCCAGGUUCAAAAGACCCAAGAUGUCCCAAACCACAACCGCCUCCUACACCCAGUUCCUGUUAUCCAGGUUCUAGAGAUCCAAAAUGCCCUCAACCUUUUGCUCCAAGUAGUACAAACCCUCCUUCUACGUACUUACCACCAUUUCCUGCCGAAAAUGAAAUUCAAUCUCCAAGAAACGCUAGAUUAGCGUCAAUAAGUACCGACUAUGAUGAGAAUCAGUCUGAUAUAGAUAAUUUUGAAUUCACAAGAACAAAACCGAGAUCAAGAAAUACUAGGGAUCUGAGUCACGUGAGCGGAUCUGUAGUUGAUGUCACGAAAGGAUCACCAGUCGUGUACAUGACAGUUGGCUCGGCUGUAUUUAUGGUUAUAUGCAUCACUAUUACGAUUUAUAUGUAUAGAAAACGCAGACAAAACAUGUCAAACAAGCACGCAAACGAAGCUCAAACUUCUUGUUAA